UCUGUAAACAUAACCUCAAAUAACCAAUUCAAAGGAGUCUAAUGUAUUAAGUCAUAACAUUAUUUUAAUUUUUAAUCUCAAUGCGGUAUUAGUGUGGUACUAACUACUUAGGUUAUUUCAUUUUCUCAAAAUCAUUUUUUGUUAUUACUCAAGUAGUUGAGUUAUUUAAAUAUAAAUUACUAAUCCAUCAAAGGUAAGACAAUCUAUUUAAAAUAAAUAUAUAAUUUUUUAUAUUGCACUAUAAUUAUUAUUAUGUACGCUACUUUUAAUUUUAUAUUUUUAAUGUAAAAUUUGUUAUAGUUAAUUGAAUAUUUAUCAAUUUAAAUUUAUUUAAAAUGUUGGUUUAAAUCUAGUUUGGAUUUUUUUUUUACCAAACUGAUUUACUUUUUUACUUAUUUUGUUAGUAGGCUGUCAAACUUAGUUUUUAAGUUAUAAAACUUUGAAAUCUAUUUACACUGUAUAUUAUAUAUGAUUCACAACAAAUUGGGUUUUUUUUUGGUUUGAAACAGUAUGAGUGAAUUCAGAUUUACUUAAUUACACUUUUUUGGACCAUCAGUUGUCUACAAAACCAUGUGUGGUGGUCGGCGACUCGUUACAUUCAAAAUUUAAUAAAGUAUUUAAUGUAAAUCAGUAAUAGUUAUCAGAAUUUAUUAUAAAUUUAUUGUACUUAAUACCUAUGUUAUUAUUACCCUUUGUAUACGAAAAAAGUAUAAAGUUAAAUAGAAAAAAACAACUGUGAAAAAUACUGUAAAAGUACUGUAUACAGGAAAAUAUUAUAUUUCGUGUAUUAUAAGAAUACACAAAUUUUAAUGUGUUAAAACUCAAACUUAUGAUUUCCUCAAUUUUGUUUGUACUAUCAUUUUCAAAACUUUGAAAUACCUGGAUUGUCAGUGUUGUUUUUUAAGUCUAUUCUGAUAAAUAAUAACUGAAUGGUAUUAUGGUACAGAUUUUAUAAAUAGAGCUAUGAAAUUUCUCAUAAUGGGACUUACAUUAAAUAUUUUGUAUUGUUCAAUAGUCAGAUUGGUCCCAGAAUAUGGUUCUAUGAAUUGAUAUCCUUUCAUUUAUUUGAUUUUAAGUUACAGUAGACUUUGAUACAUUCAUAUUAUUACUGCCUAAAAAUAAAAAACAAUAUUCUUUUGAGUUCAGUUUCGUACAUUUUUAUUGCAUAGUUUUGUUACUGUUAUAAGAAAUGAAUUGCCAUGCUUUUCUUAGAUCUGUCUGUACUCUUUUCCUUUCCUUAUCUGGGUAGAAUAUUACUGUUGUUUAUCUAGUGUUAUAUUAUUUUGAAAAGUUGGUCCUGGACCUAUCCCAAGUAUUAGUCCUUUAUCAUAGUCUUUCCCAUGACAGAAUAGGCGAUGCAACAAUUAAAACCGUUUGUCACCGAUCAUCCCGAUAAUGCAUGAUGAUAUUGAUGGAAAAACAGUUGCUUAAUCGACUACCAGAUUGGCCGAAGCUCAGUAUGUAUGUGCAUAAAUAGGCCGUUCUCUUAUGGGACAGACUAGGUUUAAAUAUGGAACUUCUGUACAAAAAUAGAUCAAAUCAAGACAUUAGUGUUAAAAUAGUGUCAGGAUAGAAGAAAAUAAUUGGUUAAUGCAUAACCAUUAACUUUCUCAGACAAUUUCAAAUUACAACACUGAAAACCGCAUCCAAAUCCAUUUACUGAUUCUCGAGACUAGUUAAUAACAACUAAACUAAUUUAUAUAAUAGAUAAUUUAUUUUGAAUUUAACUGUUUAUUAGUUUUCAUAAAAAUAAUGUAAAUUUAGAAAUGUUGGUAAAAUUAUUUGGGUACCUUUUUAUUAACACACUAGGUAACUACAGAUCAAAAAUUAAUGAUAGUAAUUAAUUAAGUAUUAUAUGUUGAACUAGAACAAAAUAAUUAUAAUUAAUCUGUAUUGAUACCUGACAAUUUUUUAAAAAUAUUAAUUUACUAAACGAUAUUUACCUCCAUCCCAAUAGAAAUAAUUACUAAGGGGACUCAAAUUAAUCAAAAAGGAAUUGAUUUGCCAUUUAAUAAAAACCUUUUGUUUACCAUUGUUAAAGUAGAGUCCUGUUUUUUAGAAUUGAUUUUUUGAAAUUAAAAUAUACAAACAAUUUUUUUAUCACAUAACUUUUUUACUAACACACUUGUCUGGGUUUUAUUACAACUUACAAUGAAUUGAUUAGAUAAUAAUUUUUAAAUUCCUGAUUUUAUGAUUCACUAUAUUAAAAUAUCUUUUAUCAUAUGUUUUAUUGUUUCCAUUUACUAAAUGUACAUAAUAUCUGUUUUAGAUGAAGUUGAAAACUAAUAAUGCUGCUCCGAAGUCAGCCAAUACAAAAAUGUAAGUAUAGAUUACCCUAUACAUAGUUGCACAAUAACUACUUCUAUUCUUUUCCAAGAGAAAAUGAGACCUUUUCACACACGUUAAAUGAACUCUGGUCGGCUCAUUAAGCUAACAGAUCCCUUCAUUGUAAACAGUGAGCUGACAAGAACAAUAUAUCAAUGUUUUAUAUUGUUGGGAGAUGCGUGUCAGUGAUCAGAUUUGAUCAGGAGACUGUCACGUUUUCUUAUGGAAUGGAGUUUUUUUUUUUUUUAAGAAAAUUUACAAUCUAUAUACAAGUUAAUAUAAUAAGUAAAUGUGUUGAUAGUUACUAGACAUGAACACUUAAGGGAAGGGAAUGUCCAGUGAUACUACUUCCGAUUAACUUGGGGGUAGGUAACUUAACUAAAAAGUACUAAUCAUUGUUUAAUAAAUCACGCGGCCAUUUGUGUUUGAGACGAUGGAGAGGGUUGUCAGGAAUUGUACAAGAAGAGAGUUUGGAAAUGAGCGGAUAUGAAUGGUUAAAGGUAUUUUUAUGGAAUUUGUUAUAAUGAUGAGAGGUAAAUGAGGAUAUUGGUGGUAUACUGAGGUCUUGGUGUAGAGUGCGGUUGUUGACGUACCAGGGAGCAUUAGAUAGGACACGGAGAGAUAUAGAUUGGAAUGCUUGGAAUUUGAUUAAGUUUGAGUUACCCCACAAUUGGAUUUCGUAUGUCAAUGCGGGACGUAAGAUCUGUUUGUAAAUUAGUGUUUUAUUAUUAAGAGAGACUUAGGAUCGGAGAAGUGGUCUUAAUUUGUAAAGUCUGAGGUUAAGNACCUAAAUAUUUAACGGAAUCGUCCAUUGGAAUUUUUUGAUUGUUCAUGUAAACAGGAGGAAUGGUAGUAGGCCUGAGGGUAAAGGUGAUGUGAGUGGAUUUGUUUUCGUUGACUUUAAUUUUCCAUAAGCUGAACCAGUCUUGUAUUUGGGUAAGGUGGGCUUGGAGGUUGCUUGUAGCGGUAGCUAUUUCGGAGUUGGUUGAGAUGGUGGCUGUGUCAUCGGCAAAUGUAGCUAGAGUAGUAUUCAUAGAUUGUGGUAGGUCUGCUGUAUAUAUAUUAUAGAUAGUCGGUGAAAGGAUACUGCCUUGAGGGACAUCUGCUUUUAUAGGAUGCGAGUCAGAAGUUUUGUCUUCACAUCUUACUGUAAAAGUACGGUUUGAUAGGAAAGAUUUAAGUAAGAGGAAUAACGGGGUGGGUAAGAAUAACAAUUUAAAUAAUAGCCCUUCGUGCCAUAUCCUAUCAAACGUCUGAGCAACGUCGAGAAAAAUCCCAGAACAAAAUUUCUUUUGUUCAAGAGAUGAGGCAAUAGUGUCAACUAAUCUAUGUAAUUGGUGGAGAGAGGAGUGCUUUCUCCUAAAACCAAAUUGAGCAUUUGGAAGAAUUUUUUUCCCAUUGAGUAUUGGAUAAGUUCUUUUUAAUAUGAUUUUUUUUAGAAUUUUUGAGAAUGUAGGAAGUUAGCUAAUGGCUGAUUAGCCAUUGAUGUUAGGCCUGUAGGCCUGUGAUGUUAGUUAGGCCUGUAUGAGGAGGGCUGAUCAGGGGGUUUUCCUGGUUUGUGGAUUAGAAUAAUAACUGAGUGUUUCCAAUUGGGAGGGAUAUAGGAUAGAUGUAGAAUAUUUUUGUAGAUAUAAGUGAGAAGUAAGAUUGCUUUCUUAGGCAGGUGUUUAGCAAUAGUAUUAGAUAUUAAGUCGUGGCCUGGGGAUUUGUUAUUUUUUAAGUUUUUAAUGAUAUUUAGGACUUCCAAAGGAGAGGUAUGUUUGGUAGGAAGACACAUUGGGAGAGUGUUUAGAAGUGAGGCUUCAAUAUUAGAGUAGUGACUUCUCGUGAGUAAAUUUGGAUGUGAUGAGAAUUUAUUUUCAAGGUCUGAUGCGAGAUGGAAUGGAGUUUUAAGCCAAGAUUUCUAAUGCACCUAUACCAAUUGAAUGAGAAUAAAUAAAUUAAGAAUACGUAACUUUAUUUUUCUCAUAAUAUUACUUAACAUGGGUACGUAGGAAUUAAAAAAAUGUGAGUAAAGUUCCCCAUUAUUUCUCCAUUCAAAUUUUUUUUUUUUUUUUUUCAGAAAUAUGAUCUUAUUUUGGUAUAAUUCCGUAUUCCAAAUUACAUCUUAAUGAAUUAAAAAUUAGGGUUAGGUUAGGAUUAAUUCAAAUAAUUUAUAAAAUAUUGACUACUUUUUAUAAGAGCAUAUUAUGUAUGUAUAAUUUUAUUUUAAUUUUUUUUUUUAGAAACAAGUCGCCAAAGAAACAAGGUAAAGGUGUUGAAGUUAGAAAAGAAAAAUCAAAAGUAGUUGUCAAGCCGGAAGUAUUGAAAAAAGAGGCGGUAAAAGCCAAAGUAGACACGCCACCUAGUCCUCAUAAAUUAAUACAACAAGAAUUGUGGGGUAAAGCUAUUGUAAAUGUUUCGAAUCUAUCCACCCUUAGUGAUGAGGAAAGCAGUAUUGCUAAACUCUUAGCAGAUUACAAAAAGAAAAGUUCUAUUCCUUUUAAAAGUUUAAAAUUUAGAGUAAGUUUUUAUUUUAUAUCCAAUAAUUUAUAUAAUUUUAAUUGGUCAUGUUUGUGUAUGUUUAUAGAAUUUUAUUACAAAAGGAUUUUCAAAAUUCAAGGAUACAAGCAUUGAAGUUGCAGAUGGUAUUUAUGAAAAAAUAUUAAGUGAAUACAAGUCUUUAGGUGGUGUUUCUGAGGCUAAUGCAAAAAAAACUGAUGAUAAGAAAGUUGUAGUAAAAAAGACUAAGAAAGUAGUUGUUGCUGGUGAUGAUGAUGUUGGAGAAGAAGAUGGAGAUGAAGAAGAAGACGAAGAAGAAGAAGAAGUAGUGGACGCUGAAGAUGAUGACAAGGAUGAUAUUGAUGCCGAUGAAGAUAUUGUGUUAGAUGCUAGUGAUGAUGAUAUUGAUAAUGAAGAAGAAAGUGAUGAUGAAAAACCAAAGCCUAAAGCAAAAGUUAUUAAGAUUAAUAAUAAGAAUGGCAAAGGACCAAAUAAAGGUAAUAAAGGUUCAAAAUUUAAAGGUGGCAAAGUGCAGAAAAAUAAAAAGUUUGGUAAGAAAAAGUAAAUUUAAUGCUUAGUAACUUCACUAUUUGACUUAAUAUUGUAAUACUAUAAUUUUAUCAAAUACAUACAAUUUAAAAUAUUGUAUUCAAUAAAGAUUACUAUUAAAUUUUUAAAUCGAUUGUUUUGGUUUUUAAAGGUAUUUUAUUUAUUAUUACCCAUCAAUUUUUUUUGUUAAUGGUAUUGAGCAAUGUUGUUUAAAUUCCUUUUAAAAAAAUGUAUUCCCGUUCC
Cinara cedri is the source of this 5598-nucleotide messenger RNA. The record is from the annotation of a GenBank genome assembly. NCBI's taxonomy places the organism in Eukaryota, Metazoa, Arthropoda, Insecta, Hemiptera, Aphididae.